Molecule: messenger RNA, 1155 nt
Organism: Rhipicephalus microplus (southern cattle tick)
Lineage: Eukaryota; Metazoa; Arthropoda; Arachnida; Ixodida; Ixodidae
Source: RefSeq, a predicted model, not a curated record
AUGGCAUAUGAAGCAUCAGAUAAUAGCUUCAUGCAAAGCAGGACUUUGCUCAACGAGGCUCUCUUGUACAUCGCUACAACAGGAAAAAACACAGUUAACGAUGGCACGGUGAAAGCACAGCUUGCCACUCUCGUGAAAUGCGGCCACUAUCGGUGGUCCUUCCUCUGCUCAAAACCCCCACCACCUCCUCCACGAAGACCUUCUCCUGGGCCUCCUCCAGUGGCGAGACCCCCCCCCCCUGGUCCACCUUAUCAGCCACCCGCACCCUCACCCAGACCACCGACACAAUUUCCCUCGCCACGACCUCCCCCUUCAUUUCCUCCUCCACCUCCUGUGGCCAGACCUCCACCCCCAUCACCUCCCCCACAAAGGCCACUGACCCCUUCUGGGCCACCCCCAGUGGCGAGACCUCUCCCUCCAGGUCCACCUUAUCAGCCACCAGCACCUUCAACUAGACCACCACCCCAACGUCCUUCCCCUCGGCCACCACCUGCAUACCAACCCCCAGCUCCACCUGUGGCCAGACCACCACCUCCUCAAGCACCACCACCUUUCCCUAGGCCACCACCCCAACGUCCUUCUCCUCGACCACCUCCAGCAUACCAGCCCCCAGCACCACCUGUGGCCACACCACCACCCCCUCAAGCAUCACCGCCUUUCCCUAGACCACCACCACAAGUUCCCCCUGCAAGACCACCACCAUCGUUUCCUCCUCCACCUCCCGUGGCUAGACCUCCACCCCCACAACCUCCUGCUCCCAGACCCCCUCCAGGCCUUCCUCCGGUGGCGAGACCACCCCCACCUGGCCCACCGUACCAACCACCAGCACCUACGCCAAGUCCACCUCCUCGACGACCCGCCGGACGGCCACCACCUGCUUACACUCCUCCACCUCCUUCUGCUAGACCACCACCACAAUUUCCUUCGCCGCAACCUCCACCUUCAUUCCCUUUUCCACCUCCUGUGGCCAGACCACCACCCCCACCACCUCCUCCACGAAGACCCCCUCCUGGGCCUCCUCCUGUGGCGAGACCUCCCCCCCCGGGACCACCUUAUCAGCCGCCAGUACCCUCGCCUAGACCACCACCACAAGUUCCUUCACCACGACCCCCACCUUCUUUUCCUCCUCCGCCUGCUGUGGCCAGACCUCCGUAA